AUGACAGGCAAAGAAAAACUAGAAAUGGGCAAUGUCGAAAGGCUGAAAGUCUGCAUGACUGACGGUACUGAGAUUGAUGAUGACGAAAUUUUGAAAAGUUGCUCUGAUGGAACUAUCCUUCAUUUCAUCUGCGAGUCGGAUGCAGAGGCCUCUCAAGAAAUGGCUGAAAAACCCAGUUCCCAGAGGGUUUUUUCGUCAACCAGUUAGUAUAUUAUAAAAUAGAUGUAUAUAUUUUUUAUACUUUUCUUGUCAAAAAAAUAUAUAAGGUCAGAUGAGAUGGGGUACAUUUGUUUAAUAUACCUCCCCCAGUAUGCAACGUAACAUUUUUGUGCAAUAACAGAAGGAAAUUGUGUGCACCAGAGAGGGAUUAUUGGGUAAAACUGUAAAUUGUGCACCAAUUUGUGCAUCAAGAGCAGCCUUUGUGCACGGCACAUGUGCGAUGCACAUCGCCUUCAUUCCAUACUUGCCUCCCCCCAGAUCAAUCUAGUAUUUAAAUAAAGGCCUUUUCUGAAAGGUCGUUAACAAAUUCUUACCAGUACAGUCUCUUGUUCCCUAUCAUAUAUGGCAUGCUGCAAUGCAUGAAUGUAUGAUGUAUAUCAUCAUAUACCUGACCAUAAUCCUAAUCCUCAAUUUCAUCCAAAGUCUACUCCCCCCCAACCCUACUAGACUUUUACUUGUGGGACAACCUUAAGCAGCUAUAUUAUAUAUGCAUAUAGAUCUGUAUGUCAUACAUCAUCAUAGGAAACAAGAGACCAUGUUGUUCUGACAGGGUCGAGGUAUUUUAGACUUUAUCCAUAGAGGAUGGGGUGGCUGUGUAGGUGUAUAUUGAGUACUAAUAGAAAAUUGGCACACCCUAAUUUUUUGUUUUGAAUAUAAAUAAAAAAAACUCUCAAAAUUCUGUUUUGUUUGGCAAGAUGCCCAUUUUGAAAAAUGGAAUAUUUAUGUGAGCUGAGUAACAGUAGAAUACUGACAGUAUUAUUGGCAUAUGUUACCUAGCUCCUGUUAAAAAGAACAAAUUUAAACAAAUGACACUGACUGCUGGCAUUGGAAACACAAUUUCUAUUGGAGCUGGAGGUACGUAGUGUUGCAAUAUUAUGUAAUAACUAGUGGAUGAAAGGGAUAAAUUAAGUUACAGUAAGUAUGUUUCUAUAAACCAAUUGCUGUUAGUGUCGGAAAUUUUGUCUACAGUAUCUUUGAGAAUAUUAUUCAUUUUUUGACACAAAUCAUUCAAAAUCAGGUGUAUAUAAGAAAUUUCACUGCUAAAUAAAUGUUGCUGCAUGUAAAAACAAAAAGUUAACUGUAAAAUAUACAGUAAGAUUAAUAUUUUAUGCUUUGACAUUGAAAAUAAACAAUAAACUGUGAAAUAUAAACUGCAAAAUGCAGAUAGCUUGUUAAGAUACAAUCUUCUCUGUAAGUGACAAUAUGCAAAGCAUUGAGAAAUAGAAGCAAUGCAAGGUAUCUGAAUAGCAAAUAUUGUACAAUACAUUGUAAAUGUCUCCAUUGUUAAUUUUAGGAGAAAGACAGUGAGCAUGAGAGAACACUUGUUGAGCUAAGUGUUGACAAGCUUCAAGAAAGAGCAAAAAUAUUUUCCUGUACCAAUCUCACAAAUUAUCAACAAAAUGUAAAUGCUGCUGCCCUAGAGUUAUGCAAGGAUGAUGCAAGUCUUUUAUUAAAUAAGGGAAAAUUAUUUGAAGAAGCUCGGUUAAAAGUGGAUGCUUCUGGAUAUCAAUAUGCAAAAAUGGCAUCAAGAUCAACUGUCUAUGGCACUGGCAAGCAACCAGGAAAACCAAAACGAAAAUAUGUAGGUGCUGAAAUAAGAGCUGCUAGAGUAAAAGAGCUAACAGAGUCCAUAUCAUCUCUUAAAGAAACGAUUGAGUUGCUAUGUAAACAAAAGCAGCAGUACAGCAAUGCUGAAAAGUUCCUUCAAGCAGCCGAUGUUAAUUCAUCCAUUCUUGAAAAAAAUCGAGAGAAAGGCAUGCUUGAAAACGAGUUGAAAGCACUCAACAAAUCAGAAAAGGCGUUGAGAA
Molecule: messenger RNA, 2027 nt
Organism: Paramuricea clavata
Lineage: Eukaryota; Metazoa; Cnidaria; Anthozoa; Malacalcyonacea; Plexauridae
Source: the annotation of a GenBank genome assembly